AUGGUCUCAGGGGCUAUUAUUCCCAGGCCGGAGGCUGUUUCUUCAGAAUCAGCUCCGGUCAACCCUGGACAUCGUGUCACUAUCGUGGGGGAAGUACGAAGCAACCCCAGACCGGAGCCCACACAAUACGAUGCGGAGGCCAUUGUCCGCAAGCCUGUUCAUAUCAAGCGUCUCGGACUGACAACAGUAUAUGAGCCAGAAAACAAAUCAGCCAUCGUUGCCGAUGUUGUCUUCGUCCAUGGCCUGGGAGGCCAUCCAUAUGAAACCUGGCGCUACAAAGAAAAGGCAGUAAAUCCAAAUGGCUUAGCUGACGGCGACCAAGCAGAUGGGUUGAAUCAGCGUUUGGCCGCGCUUUCCCCAAAAGUAGAGGACAUGUAUUUAAGGAUUCUGGACAACCUGUCUCCAAAAUUUCGAGAAGAAGGAAGCCUGAUAUUCUGGUUUGUUUGCUUCGCUAGGCGUCCGCUCAAAGUCAAAGAAUUGACAGUCGCUGUGGAAACUAUGCUUCAAGUACGCAUGGAGCAGAGGCGAAGGCUGAACCGAAUCAGUUGUGAAGACUUCUCCAACCGAAUCAAAUCACGAUCUGGUGGUCUGCUGGAUUUUACCGACGAACAGGGGAAUUACCCACAUCAGGCAAGGUCAGUCAAUCUGACACGUGAAACGGUCAAGACAUAUCUCAUGGACUCCGGCUGGCUGAGAUCGCGCAUGUAUCGCAUCGGUGCUCUGGUUAUCAGCCGCGGUGCCAAGGUCGGUGCUCCCCAACUUAGUUGGUGCAUCAGAGAAGACUCAUGGGAAAUGUUCGAGCUGCAUUUUACUUACUUCCCUCCAGGUCUAUUUUGCGUGCCAACUGGAUUGGAGGGCAAUGACAGCAAUGUUGGGCCUCUGUGGCUCUUGUGCGUCGCUGCUCGAAAGGGUGCAUAUAUGAGCUCUGCACAUAUUCCAGAUUUCGGGAGGAAAUUAGACUUACUGCUUGAACCUGGCGAAGAUAUCAACGGCAUCUGCGGACCCGCACCGACUUUGCUACAUGCCACAUUGGGUUUUACCUGGAGCUCGAGAACUGUCGAUGAGGUUUUGAUCCGUACACUGGUCGACCGUCGUGCCGAUGUUAAUGCGCCCGCUCUUGAUUGGCAGACCUCUCCUUGUCGUGUGAAGAAACGCUAG
This is a messenger RNA of Endocarpon pusillum Z07020, 1158 nucleotides long. RefSeq lists its product as uncharacterized. Lineage: Eukaryota; Fungi; Ascomycota; Eurotiomycetes; Verrucariales; Verrucariaceae. The record is from RefSeq and is a predicted model, not a curated record. The transcript has 3 exons. Bases 1 to 1158 code for a protein of 385 amino acids.